UACACUUGAAUUACGUUCAUUUUUAUUCAUUUCUAUUCCUUAAUUUUUUUUGUGCAUGCUUCAAUUAUUUGGGAACAAUAGUGAAAAAAUAUAGUGUUGCCAAUACAUUUGACAUUAUGCAUAUUGUAAGUGAACAACCAUAACAAGCACUGUAAGUAAAGAUAUUUACAAUAAAUCGCUUUCCGUGGACCGUGCGAAACGACGUCGACGUUUUGUUGUGGUAAAAAAUAUAUAAAAAAAGAAAAAAAUAGCCGCUGCUUUGAAAUUGUGCGUCUUUUGUAUAUGAAUGUGUAUUUGUGAGUGCGUGUGGUGUGUGCAUACUUGUCUUGUUUCUUUUCGUGUCAUAAUCAGUGCAUAACAAACAUAGCCAGCUAGAUAGUGCACCAAAUCGAGGAAACACUGCCAAACUGAGGAUCAGAGGUAUUUAACAGGAGAUGAGCUAUUUAGGAAGCGAGCCGGUGCCGCCUGGAUUUGAGGAUGAAAUGGCGCGAGCAUCGGUGAUACAGAAGCAAAUUGAUAGCUUUAAAAGUGGCUCUCUAAUUGGUACCGAAUACGUGGUGGAGCUGCACGAGAACGGCCAAGCGCAUCCCGAUUAUUUUUGUGUGCUCUGCAACACGUGCAACGACAGCCGUUCCAUAUUCACACACUGGACCUCGCUGACCCACCGUACCAACUAUCUGAAGACACAUUUUCAAAAGGCCUUCGAUAAGCUGCAGCAGCUGCGCCGCUCAUCCAGCAAUGCCAACGACUUGAGCACAGCCACAACAAAAUUGGUUCAACUCAUUGAGAAACAUUAUGGGCGCAGCAUACACCAUUUGGCUGUUGACGGCGAAGAUUUUCGUCGCUUUCGUCCCAAAAUUUGUUCACAGGUACGCGAUCAGUUCCAUUUCGAUGAAUGCGCCGGCGCCGAUUUCGUGGACGAGGUGCGUCAAAUAGUACUGGACCUGAAGCCCACGGAUUCGCUCAAGGCGAAAUUGAACCAAAAUGAUCGCAACGCUGAGCCCAUGACAAUAGCACUCGAUGCCAUUUCCAGCGAUGACGAUGAUAAUUUUGCUCUUAAUGCAUCACAGCAGAUGCCAAAAAAGGCGCGCAAAAAACAGGACGAGCAACUGCCGGCAUAUCGUGCCGUAAAUCGUUCACCGCCUGUGGGCAAAGAUGUGGCGGCCAUUGGCGGAAAGACUCCGUCAUCGGCGAGUAUCAAACAGCAGCUGCCCACACCCAAGGAGCUCUCAUUGCAGGCAUCGCAUAUAGCUCAGGAGCGCUACAAAUGGGAGAAAUUUCGCUGCCUGUUGGAGCUACAGCUGAAGCAGCUGCGCGACGAGACGGAGACGUAUGAGUCGAAUCCGGAGAAGCAUCCCGAUUAUUCCGAAGAGUGGAAGCUGUUCUGGAAUCGGCGCUAUAAGCAGCUGCAAGAGGAAAAGAAAUGUGAUCCGAAUAGCUACGACUACAAGCCCGAAUGGAUCACGUACUGGAAGGACAGGCGGGUCGAGCUGUUCAACAUAGCCGUCAACAAGAUCAAAAAGGAGCUAAAGGAGAAAUUUAAGCUUGGCGAUGAGGACGAAGAGAACACCAAGGAACUAAUGGAGCGUUACAAAAUACGCGUCAGCAGCCCCAAAAAUAACGAAAUUGGAGGAGCCGCCGCUUCAGGCGCUGGCGCCGGUGCUGGGCGUCACAAGAACAGCUAUCGUGGCUCCAGUAUUCGAGCGAGCAGCAGGUCUAUUGGCAGCGAUGCUGUCAUUGAUAUCAGCGAUGACGAACAGCAGCCACCAGCUGCACCAUCGACACGCUCCAGUCGCCGUCCAAACUAUGCACGCUCCGUGUCGCGCAGCUUGUCGCCCAAACGUGGCAGGCUGGUGCCGCCGCGCUUGGGUCGGCGUUCGCGCACACGAUCACCCAUGAACGCCAGACGGCGGCCACGUUCGCGCUCCAGAUCGCGUUCUCCCCACCGGCGAUCACGUUCGCCCUACAGUCGGGGCCGGGAGAGAUCGUUGCAUUCACGCGGCCACGACGACUACAGUGACAGGGGUCGCGAGAGAAGCGGUGAAUACUAUAGGGAGAGGAGCGACAGUUAUCCGCGCUCCACGCGUACCUACGAGCCCAUAGAGACAUUCCGGGUGCUUGACUCACGUCUCUAUCCGGAAUAUAGCCAACCCAGCCAGCGUUCCUCGUCGCCUUCGGGCACAAUCAUAUCGAAUACGGUCAAAGAACCGGAGCAAGUCGAAGAGCCAGAGGGUCCACUGACCGUGGUUAGUGUGCUGCGCAUGCUAUCCGCUUUAGAGGAUCAGUUGGGCAGUCUGGGCCCCAAGGCACUAAAUUUGCUAAGCAAGGCGCUGGCCAUGGAGAAGAUCAAGCCGAACGCUGCCGACGAUUUGUUAUUGAACGAGGACAAUUGCGUCUUCAUGGAGACCAUCAAGGAGAAGCUAAAGGGUAUACUCAUUGCCGCAGUGCUCGACGAUCCACAAAAAGUGCGCGUUGUGAAAAAGUUAAUCAGCAAUAUAGCGACCAUCAUCUUCCAGGUGACCUCCAAAGGUGUUCAAGAGGCGUCGCACCAUGAGCCAAAGCACACGGAUUUGGCCAAGAAGAAAGAUUAUCAGCUGCCCUUCGAUAGGCAGCUCGUUUCGUCAAAGCUGGCCAGCGAACUGGUCAUGAAUGGCAUGGACAACUUGAGCACCGAUGAUAUGAGCAAAUUGCUGCACUUCUUCACGCUGCUGGUGAAGACGAAUCACAGCCGUCGCCUGAGCGACAGGAAUAGCGGGCUCAGCUUUGCCGAGGUGCCGCUCCGCCUGGGACUGGCUACCAGUAAAAACAAGUACAAUAGUGACGGCAAUGAGGGCAGUGGCGUCGGCGGUGUGCUGGACAUUGAUAUUUGUGAGCUGAUGAAGGAGGUGGAGCAUCAGCUGGCCAAGGAGGCCGGCAACGAUUUGGCGCCCAAGACAAUCGCCAGCGAUAGCAACAGCAUGGAAUCGCUCACCGAUUCCGAUCUGCAGACGCUGCUGCAGAACUUCAAGUUUCUAUCCAACGAGGAGCAGGUGCAUCUCAUUGGCCAUCUGCGAAAGCUGGAGAAAUUGGAGCCAUCGCGCGUGGAGCGAUUGCGCAAAUACGUGAACAUUGCCGAGCUGAGCAGCGAUGGCGAAUCGUGCAGCGAUUAUCUGUCUCGUGUCGUUGCCAUCGGUCGACCUGGCUUGCAUGAACGCGCUGCCAAUAGCUGUCGCUUGCCACUUGGUAGUGGUGGUGGGGGUGUUGGUGUUGGUGGUGGCGGUGUUGGUGGCGGUGGUGUUGGUGCUGCUGUGGCUGCUGCAGCUCGUCGCAAGAGCAUAGAGCGUGAGCUGUCCUCGGCGGCGAAGCUGCAGCGCCGCAUUGAAGUUCGAAAUUCGCCAAAAUUCUUACUGGAUGAUGACGACGACGAUGAUUACAAUUUCGAUGAUCUGGUGAUGAAGGCCAACGAUACGAAUGGCAAGAAGAAGCCCACAACCCUGCUGCCCAUAGUGCCGGCGGCAAUGUCACCCAAUGCGCUUACCUUCAAGCCGGCGGCUCCAAAGAUUUCGCUGAAGGACACUGAGAACAUAAUUGCCAAUCUGAUGGGCACGCUGACCAACAAUAGCAAUCAGGCAAGCAGCGCUGCCAAAUCACAGCAGCAGCACCAGCAGCAGCCGCAGCAGCAACAGCAACAGCAACAACACCAUCAACAGCAGCAGCACCACCACCCGCAGCAGCAGCAGCAUCAGCAAAUGCGUAGUCAUACACAGCAGCGGCAGCAGCAGCAACAGCAAUCAGCGCAGCAGCCAACACAAUUUAGCAGCAACAGUGGGGGGGAAGGUGGGAGCGGCGGCGGCAGCAGCAGCAGCAGUGGAGGAGGAACUGGCAAUGGCAGUUACUAUAACUAUGGAGGCGAUCAAAUGUCUGGCGGCCCCAGCUAUCCAAACGUGCCCCAACAGAUGCCGCAACAACAGCAGCAGCAGCAGCAACCUUAUAAUAUGGGAAACUUUAAUGCAUACGCAGCACCCGGCGGCGGCGGCGGCGGUGGUUAUGCGGGUCAAAUGAAUCCCUGGGCCAAUGGGCCGCCGCAGCCAUUUAAUAAUAUGCCGCCAAACUUUAUGCCACAGCCGCCGCAGCAGCAGCCGCCGCACUACAAUAACAUAUUCGGCCGACAUCACUGAAUGUGCCGCAACAAGCUCUGCCAAUUUUGUAUAAAUAAAUCAAAAAUGCAUAGUUUUUAAGCAUUUUUUUUCGCCCCUAGCUGUAGAGCGCAAGUACAGCACACAGAAUAUAUAUA
Messenger RNA from Drosophila hydei, 4273 nucleotides. RefSeq lists its product as uncharacterized. NCBI's taxonomy places the organism in Eukaryota, Metazoa, Arthropoda, Insecta, Diptera, Drosophilidae. Bases 435 to 4157 code for a protein of 1240 amino acids. The transcript is spliced from 3 exons. The record is from RefSeq and is a predicted model, not a curated record.